This is a messenger RNA of Eublepharis macularius, 4274 nucleotides long. It is a transcript of the gene PALM3, whose product is annotated as paralemmin 3. Lineage: Eukaryota; Metazoa; Chordata; Lepidosauria; Squamata; Eublepharidae. Gene Ontology annotation, cellular component: membrane. Bases 22 to 3072 code for a protein of 1016 amino acids. Gene Ontology annotation, biological process: regulation of cell shape. The transcript is spliced from 9 exons. The record is from RefSeq and is a predicted model, not a curated record.
CUCUGCUGGGUAAGCAGUGGGAUGGCCAGAGAAAAGGAGACAAAACAGGCAGGUAACCAGACGAGGCAGCCCCGGAAUGCUGUAAGACGGAAGAUUGGGAGCCUCGUCCAUUCCCUUCCAGGACAGCCAGUGCUUACACCCAGCACCAUCGUUCUCUGGGAACUGCACCGAAGGAAAAUGGAAGAGAGUUCCUCAUCUGCAGAGCACCGGAAAUGGAUCUUGCUGGAGCGGCGCAGGCUGCACGAGCUCAUCCUGACCACCCGCCUGGAUCUGGAGCAGGAGAAACUGCGAGCUCGACGACUCAAGAGGAAGUCCUUGCGUGAACAGUGGCUGAUGGAGGGAACCUCGGCAUCUUCGGAUGAUCAAGAUCCCCUGAGUCCCCUUCAUGAGGCAGAGACCCGCAUAGAGGGAUUACAACACAGCCUGACGGGCCUCCAGAUGCAGGUGCAGCACUUGGAUGAUGUAGAAAUCGACAGAAAGAGUCUGCAAGAGUCCUUGCCGGAGAAGUCAAUCAGAGAUUUGGAUGAGGGGAGUCAGUCACUGGGUGGCCUGGAGGAGGUUGAUGGGAAUACUUUGUCUUCUUCCGAAGGCAGAAGCAAGGGCAGCUGCAUCCCUGAGCUGGCUCCUGUCUCACCCAAGAGGCCUCUGAGUGCUGAUGCCAAAGAGGCCCUGCAGAAUGGAGAGGCACAAGAUGGAGAUCUGUCUGGCAGUGAAUGCAGCCCUGAAGAGGCAAAGGUCAAGGUGAUCCCUGUGGCUACAGAAAAGGGGGUCCACAAGUCUCAUCGGGGUGUUUCUGAGACUACAUCUGCUGCAAACCCAAUGAAUCAAAGCUUGGAUACUAGUAGAGCCCCUGCCAGCCACCAGAGGAAGUUGGCCAUGGAGGAAAUGGUCAUCAGAGACCACCUAGGCCAAGAGGUGGGCUGCAUGGAUGCUGUUGGGCAGAACCAGAACACCUUUGAGAAAGAAGAGGAGCUGGAGGAGCACACAAACUUGGAGGACAGGAGUGAAAGUUGGAACCAGCCCAAGUCUGUUGACAGUGUCUCGGAUCCGAAGAAGGUCCUUGAUGAAGGUCCAUUGGACCAUGAGCUUGGCAGCCGUGACGGCCCAGAGGGACAGUCCCCCACUUCCCAGGACUCCUGGAGUCCCUCCAGGCUUGUAAAGGACGAGAACAACUAUCCCAAGUGGCAAGGAGAUGGAGUGCUGGAGAUGGACUCUCUGGCCAAGGAAGCAGGCGGGAAGGGAGAAAGGCAGAAAGUGGUGUCAGAAGUGGGUGCCCGGGAGAUGCAGCCUGCCCUAGCCCCUGAUGAUGUGCCUACAGCAGAAUCCGUGAAGCAGAAGCAAGGGGGUCAAACAAAGAUGCUGGAGUGGCUGGUGCUGGGGACUACAGAAGAAGGGCAAGGAAACAAGACACCAGGAUCUCAGCUGGAGCAGCUAACAGCAUCUCUUCCACACCAGUUUCCACCUAUACAAGAAACAAAGGCUCUGUCCUCUCAUGAAGAAACCAAAGUGUCUCUUCUAGAUCCCGCCCUGCCAUCUUCACCAACUCAAGUUCUAGUAAUACCUCAGGAUAAAGUUCCUUCUCUACAAGGUACAAAGGGAUCCCCGCUGGACCAGAUCCCAUCCUCUCUUCAGGAAAACGAGGGCUCCCUCCUAGAGCCACAGGUAUCAUUUUUAUCAAACCAGAGUGCUUUACCUCCCUUUGAUCAGAAUUCUUCUUUACAAGAAAGUAAAGGACCCCUUUUAGGUUGGAUCCCAUCCUCACUGCAGGAAUGCCUUUCAGACCAAUGCCUACCCUCUCAGCAAGAUCAUCUUUCCUCGUCUCUAGAAAUUAAACCAUCCCCUUUACAGGGUGAGGUAACCUAUCUGCAGGAUACGAAACCCUCUGUGUUGGACCAGAUUCCGCCAUCUCUGCACGAAGCUGAUGGAAAAUUUUCACUCUGGAGCCAAACCCAAACCCCAUCUCUGCUAGACCAGGCCAUUCCACCUCUGCCAGAAGUUGGACCAUUAAUGCUAGAACAUACUUCUUCUUGUUGUCAUGAAAUUAAGAAAUCCAUAACUCCACAGGGACAGGAACUUUUCAGGCAUGUGAAAGGAUCCCUCCAAGACUCAAUCCCUUCUUUAACCAACCAACCAUCUUCUUUGCCUGAUCAAAUGCCAGCUUUGGAAGUGUCCUCAGUAGUCCCGCAGGGCCAAAUGCCUCCAGAAGCCCAUGGCCCUCCUCUACCAGAGACUGAUGUCUUCCUUCCAAGCCCGGUCCCUCCCUCUGUAGAUGAAGCUUUGCUUCCAUGUGAGAAUUCAACAUCUCUCCAUGCUCAGAUCCCUCAAACUUUGCAGGACAUGAGGUCAAUGUCUCUAGAGGGCAAGGCCCCUACUUCAUGUCUGCAAGAGGUUGACAGAGCUCUUCCAGAUGAAAUCCAGACAAUCCUGCGAAGCCACACCUUGCCUUAUCUUCCUGAAGCUGAAGGAUCCUCUCCAGAACAGGCCCCAUCAACUCUGAAAGACCAAAAGACAACCACUCUGCCGGGACAGGCAUCGUCUUUUCAGGAAGCUGCAAAGUCUCUUCCAGAAGGACAGAAGAACUCUUCAGAUCCUUCCACAGAAGUAGAACCAACACCAACCCCCAACAAAGCCCCAAGUCCCUUACUGCAGGACACAUCCAGUUGUCCCAAUGCUCUGCCCUUCUCCAGCCAAGAGGCCCUCCAGCCCCUCCUGGACAAGACGGAAGCAGAGAAAAAUGGAAAGGAAAAAGAGAGUGGCAAUGCCAGCAUGGCCUCAGCAGGAGCAAGAGCGAUCACAGAUGCCCUGGGAAACCUCCAUGCUGAGCAGCAACCUCUGCUAAAGGAAACCAAGGCAUCAGGAGCCCCUCCGGACAUUUCAAUUGGAGAUCCACAAUCCAAGGCUGGGAUUUUAAAGCCCCAGGGCACCACAUGCCAGCCAGCCCCAACUUACAGCAUCACCUCUGCCAACACUGCCUCGUUGCAUCAGCUCCCGGUUGCUCUGCCCCUUCAAGGGGAAGACCAAGAACCGGAGAAGGGCAAGCACAAAUCCUGCCAGUGCUGCAUACUGAUGUGAGACUUGGCUUUGCCCCCUGGUCCUCUUUAUUCUGGGGCCUGUGGCAGGCUCCAAAAUUGUGAGCAGCAUAGCUAGCCAAUAGGCAAGUGCAGGCAUCACACAGACACACUUUACUUCCUGAAGGGGCAGGAUGCUCGUCCAGGACAUGGGCCUGGGAGGGUGUGUGGUUGUAUCAUAGAGAAAGGACUUAAAUUUCAAGAGGUGGUUGGUCUCUCCACUUCUAUGACACGGCUGCCCUGCCAGGGGAUGGCAGAGGGGAAGGUGAGAAAUGAGCAGCACUUCAGCUAGUUGAGAAGUUCUUGUUGCCUUUGCAGGCCUACAGUCCCACUAAAGCUCCGGCAUUUGGAUGGAAGCGACACACUAGCAAGCACAUACCUCAGCAUACUUGGGAUGUGGGCCUGCAUUUCCUCUGGCACACACUAGCGCAUUAGUUCAGGCCUGGAAAUGACCCUGCUUCCUUUCAUGAGUAUAUGAUUCAGCCUCUCUGGCAUGCAUGUAUACUGUGCAUUCAGAAUACACAUGUCCAUGUACAAGUGUUUUAUGUCCAUAUGCAGAUACAGACAUCCCCAGCCAUGCUGGCAACACAUCAGUUUGCAUCCAGGGCAAACCCGUGCUAGUACAAAAACACACAUUCUCACGCACUUGUCCAUAGCAUUCCGAGGCCUGACCAGUGAAAUAUGUGCAUACAGACCUCUGACAUCCACAACUUUCUGUAUGUACCUGAAUCCAUCUGCCGUCUUGGCUUUUCUCACCAAAUCAGUCUGGGCGUAUUCCAGGUGCUCAGCACCACCUCCUUCCCCUUCUCGUGCUCCUCUGCUAAAAUGGCAAGUAGAGGGUGGCAACUUGCAGCAACUCUUCAGGCAAAGAAGCAGUCCUUGCUGACAGGAGAGGCCCUGCAAAGACAACGCCCCUCCCAGUAAAGACUUCUUGUGGCGCUGCUUUUCAUGCUCUGUCUCUCCCCAAUGGAUGGACUACCACAGACUUUACCCAACUGUCUCCCUCCGUCUCUCCCUCUAGCAGCCGCUGGGCCUGUGCUCUGCCACACCUCAAAGAACCCAGACUCAAACACCCCCCCCCCUCCCUUUGGACGAUUUAUCCUAUGCACUUUCUUUUCAUUUUUCUUGUUAUAACCUCUGUUAGCCAGCUCAAGCCUUUUAAAUGCUAGUUCAGAGAGAUUCUUCAUUAAAGUUAAAUGGAAUGGU